GAUAUUAAUAAAUUCAAAUUUUUAAAAAGAUAAAAAAAAACCUUGUUGGGCCUAGCCCGGCCCAUCAGUGCCCAAAUGCCAAUAUGUAGCGAUGUACUGGUAAUCUUCCUCAAAAAUUUCCAAUGUACGCAGGCAUUCGGUUCGGUUCCUCUCAGCCCAUCGCUGCAAAAUCUCAGCGAAAUAGUGCCAAAUCCGAAUGUUUAAAGCUCCAGGCUUCUCUCUCCGAUUAUCCUCUCGCCAGCAAGGUCAUGGUUAGAAAUUUACCAUACACCACUACUGAGAGUUGUUUGAAAAAGGAAUUUUCACGCUUCGGUGAAAUAGCAGAAGUUAAGCUUGUAAGGGAUGAGGCCUCAAAGAGGUCAAAAGGCUAUGCUUUUAUUCAAUACACCAAUCAAGAUGACGCCUUGCAAGCGUUAGAAUGCAUGGACCAAAAGCAUUACAAUGGGAGGCUGAUUUUUGUUGAACUUGCAAGGCCAGAACAGAGUGCGUUUGGUAGCUAUCCAAGGGCCUCUGGACCGCCUCAAGAGGAGAACCUGGCAAAGUCAGAUGAGGCAAUGGAAUAAUUUGGCGCAUCUUGGGUCUUUCUGCUUCUACCCACUAUGUGCAGUCUCUUUAACAGGUUAGGCUUGCGGCCUGGUCUUUUGUCCUGAUUGAGCAAAGGCCAGCUAGUUUUAGUCCUACACAACUCAACCUGAUGUGAAGGGAAUAGGAUCUGUUCUUAAACUUACAUCCAUUUGAAAACUUUCAAAACCUUUGAUGCCACACGAAGCUAAUUAUGCCUAUUGAGUUACCAGUGAUUUGCCCUCUGUGCAUUGUGUUUUGUGAAGUAUUUACAACCAUUUGUGCAAAUGAUGAUGUGGCAUAUAUAAA
This is a messenger RNA of Diospyros lotus (date-plum), 870 nucleotides long. Its product is annotated as small RNA-binding protein 11, chloroplastic. NCBI's taxonomy places the organism in Eukaryota, Viridiplantae, Streptophyta, Magnoliopsida, Ericales, Ebenaceae. The record is from RefSeq and is a predicted model, not a curated record. The transcript has 4 exons. Gene Ontology annotation, molecular function: mRNA binding; U1 snRNA binding. Gene Ontology annotation, cellular component: U2-type prespliceosome; U1 snRNP; precatalytic spliceosome. The coding region runs from base 123 to 563 and encodes 146 amino acids. Gene Ontology annotation, biological process: mRNA splicing, via spliceosome.